AUGGCUCCAUCGAUCCUGCCUGAGAGCUUCCUCUCCGGCCCAGCGCCCAACCUAAUCCGGACAGACAUCGACUUGAAGGAGAGCGGAAUUCUCACCGGUUACGAAGAUGUCUGGGCCGUGGUUCUUGAUGGCGUGCUGUCAGAAGAAGAAUGCGACACGCUGAUUGCUGCAGCUGAGUCAACGACGGAUGGCAAGUGGGAGCGUGCACUGGUCAACAUUGGAGGUGGCAUGCAGGCCAUGUACGAGGACACGAGGAAGUGCGGGCGCAUUAUAUGGGAUGACCGCGAUGUCGUGGCGAUGCUGUGGGCAAGAAUAGAGGGUGCAGUGCCGGAGAUUCACGAACUGAAAGAGUGGCCCAACGUGACAGGCAACGGACCAGCGAAGCGGAAGGAAACGUGGAAGUUGACCAGAUUGAACGAACGCAUGAGGUUCUUGAAGUAUGUGGGUGGAGAGUAUUUCAGACCGCACUGCGACGGCACGUAUGAGACACCAGACGGCAAAGAGCGCUCCUACUUCACCCUGCAUCUGUACCUCAACGACACAGAGGACAACAGAGACCAGGAACCACUCAAGGGCGGCGCCACCACUUUCCAUUCGUAUGACAUGCAGAAGCGCGUUGAUAUUGUACCCAAGUACGGCCGUGUGCUUCUGUUUCAGCACCGCUUCCUCCUCCACUCCGGCGACGACGUUGUAAGCGGGACAAAGUACACCCUGCGAACAGACAUCAUGUUCGCAAACGAAGCAGCGGAGGAAGCGGACUCUGUCGGGCGUCGAUGGGUCCACUGA
Molecule: messenger RNA, 786 nt
Organism: Ascochyta rabiei
Lineage: Eukaryota; Fungi; Ascomycota; Dothideomycetes; Pleosporales; Didymellaceae
Exons: 2
Coding region: 1-786 (261 amino acids)
Biological process (GO): peptidyl-proline hydroxylation to 4-hydroxy-L-proline
Cellular component (GO): endoplasmic reticulum
Molecular function (GO): L-ascorbic acid binding; iron ion binding; procollagen-proline 4-dioxygenase activity
Source: RefSeq, a predicted model, not a curated record